ACUCCAGUUUCUUAUUUUUAAAAGACUGAAUACUUGAAGUCAUUAACUGUCACGCAGACCAUGUACAUUGUUGAGUAUCAACAUAGUAAGUGUAUCGAAUUGACCCGUAACAACUGUUAUCUUCGUGGACUUUUGAGAUGCAUGGACAUUAAAGAUGACGGGAAUGGCCAAGAUAAGAGUGUCUACUCGAGUGAGACUUCUUCAUAACUUGAUCAAGAUUUCAGAGUUCGGGACCCACUCAAGGUUCUCCCACUUGGAUCGAGGGAACCCACCGACCUCUCGCUUGCGGUUUUAUCGAGAUCUUACCCAUACAUCUUCAUCGAGAGUCAAGUCAGAUUGGAGAAUCGACUUCAACACUUUCCUGAAAGAAAACCAUCAUAAAGUGAUUCCCUCAGUAGAGAAAGAAAUAAAGAUCUCAUCCACGAUGUCCAUCCGAUUCGAUAAUCGUGUGGCUGUAGUCACUGGAGCAGGUGGAGGUUUGGGUAAGGCGUACGCUUUGCUUUUGGCCAGUCGUGGAGCCUCGGUCGUGGUCAAUGACUUGGGUGGAUCUCGAUCUGGUGAAGGCCAAUCCUCUAAGGCCGCAGAUGAAGUUGUCUCCGAAAUUCGGAACAAAGGUGGGAAAGCCGUGGCCAACUACGACUCUGUGGAAAAUGGCGAAGCGGUGAUCAAAACGGCGCUCGACAAUUUCGGACGGAUUGACAUCGUGAUUAAUAACGCGGGGAUCCUAAGGGAUAGGAGCAUUGCUCGAACUGCCGACUCGGAUUGGGACCUGGUGCACAGGGUUCAUUUACGAGGAGCCUUUCAAGUCACAAGAGCCGCUUGGCCGCACAUGAAGAAGCAGAAAUAUGGAAGGAUCGUGAACACAAGCUCAGUGGCCGGCAUAUUCGGCAACUUUGGCCAAGCCAAUUACAGCGCUGCUAAAGCUGGACUGCUUGGUUUCACGAACACGUUGGCGAUCGAAGGAGAAAGAAGUGGGAUUCAAGCAAACAUCAUCGUACCCAUGGCUGCUUCCAGACUCACUCAAGACAUAUUACCACCAGAGCUCUUCGACGGUUUGAAACCGGAAUUGAUAGCUCCCGUGGUGGCUUGGAUGUGCCAUGAAGAUUGUCCCGACACUGGAAGCAUCAUCGAGGCCGCCGGAGGUUGGGCAGGAAAAUAUCGAUGGCAACGAAGUCAGGGAACGUUGUUGAUGGAUGAUUUAAGCGAAAACAUUACCCCGGAGCGAGUCCGAGAACGAUGGGCUCAAAUUGUGGAUAUGCAAGGGGGCGAUUUCCCCACCUCAAACCAAGGAGCCACUAUGGACUUGGUGGGCAAAAUGGAGAAGCUGACUUCUAGCCCGGACAGCACCCAAAUCCAAGGUGAUUUGAUGUCUGCAAUCGGUUUCAAGUCCCAGCCUUUCCUUUACAACUUUGACCAUCGAGAUGUGAUUCUCUAUGCCUUGGCCGUUGGAGCCUCGACUGAAAACCAUCAUGGUCUGAAGUAUCUCUACGAGGGAAAUCCCAACUUCUCCGCCCUACCCUCGUUUGGAGUGAUGCCAGGCUUUGGCAGUUUUGUUGGAUUAAUCAACGGUGACGUGCCUGGCCUUGAGAUUGACCUUUCAAAGGUCCUUCACGGAGAACAAUAUACCGAGAUGGUUUCAACCAGACUUCCUACCGAAGGGUCAUUAGAGUCCACCUUCCAAAUCCAAGCCAUCCUCGAUAAAGGUUCAGGCGCGGUUCUCUUGGUUGAGGUUCUCACCAAGGAUCAAGUCACCCAAGAGACCAUCGUCAAGAAUCAAAUGUCGGUGUUCGUGGUGGGAUCGGGCGGUUUUAACGGUCCAAGGAGCUCGGAACACCUCAUUCCCACUGAAAAGAACCCGAGUCACGCUCCAGAUUGGGAGAUGACCUAUCAAACCAACAUUGAUCAGGCCGCUUUGUACCGUCUGUGUGGCGAUGCUAACCCACUUCAUAUAGAUCCGAGCUUCUCGGGCAUAAGUGGAUUCAAGAAACCAAUUUUGCACGGUCUUUGCUCCUAUGGUAUUGCAGCGCGACAGAUUGUCGACGAAGUCUGCCAGGGUGAUCCUGGCAGAGUCAAGGCCAUCAAGGCCAGAUUUGCCAAACCUGUAAUACCUGGCCAGACACUUGUGACCAAAGCAUGGAAAAUAAACAACGAGAAGAUAUCCUUCUCCUGCGUGGUGAAAGAAACCGGACAAGAAUGUUUGAAUGGGGGAUGGAUAAUUUUGAGGAGCUAUCAGGACGACAAGCAAAGUGACGACGGUGGUGGAAGGAAGCAAUCACCAGAUAUGGAACAAAAACUUGGAACAACUUUGAAAAGUGAUGUGGUUUUCCAAGCGAUGGAGCGAAGGCUCAAGGCCAAGCCAGACAUGGUGAACAAAGUUCGAGCUGUCUUCCAUUGGAUUAUUACCAAUUCGCAAGGGAAACCAGCCUCACACUGGACUGUUGACCUUAAAAAUACGCCUGGAUCUAUCACACAAGGUGCCCAUGGAACUCCAGAUUGUACGUUAACGAUCUUUGAUGACGACAUGGUUCAAAUGGUUGAGGGCAAUUUGAAACCACAAACCGCGUUCAUGAAGGGGAAAUUGAAAGUCAAGGGCAAUAUUAUGCUCACUCAGAAGCUCCAAGAUUUAAUUGGGGAUCAUUCCAAGCUCUGAGAUUCGUUGUCUUUGUGUGGAUCAAGACUUGCAUAGAACUUAUUCAAUGCAGCGGGGAAAAGUGUAAUCUGUGAUUGGUGUUAGAGAGACAUAUUGAUUGAUUACACAUUUGGUGGAAAUUACAAUAUUCACGUAAUCGAAAAUAAGAGUACCUAGUUCUUGUUA
This is a messenger RNA of Tigriopus californicus, 2815 nucleotides long. It is a transcript of the gene Mfe2, whose product is annotated as peroxisomal multifunctional enzyme type 2-like. Lineage: Eukaryota; Metazoa; Arthropoda; Copepoda; Harpacticoida; Harpacticidae. Gene Ontology annotation, molecular function: oxidoreductase activity. The record is from RefSeq and is a predicted model, not a curated record. The transcript is spliced from 14 exons. The coding region runs from base 155 to 2650 and encodes 831 amino acids.